Molecule: messenger RNA, 1392 nt
Organism: Gilbertella persicaria
Lineage: Eukaryota; Fungi; Mucoromycota; Mucoromycetes; Mucorales; Choanephoraceae
Product: RuvB-like 1
Exons: 4
Coding region: 1-1392 (463 amino acids)
Biological process (GO): regulation of transcription by RNA polymerase II; chromatin remodeling; box C/D snoRNP assembly
Cellular component (GO): Ino80 complex; R2TP complex; NuA4 histone acetyltransferase complex
Molecular function (GO): ATP hydrolysis activity; DNA helicase activity; ATP binding
Source: RefSeq, a predicted model, not a curated record
AUGGCCACGCAGGAAAAUACUAUGAAGAUCGAGCAAGUCAAGACGGCCCCUCACGAAAAACGCGUUGCUACUCAUUCUCACAUUAAAGGUCUUGGUCUUAGACCUGACGGAACUGCUGAACCUAUUGCUUCUGGUUUUGUAGGCCAAGAAAAUGCACGCGAAGCUAGUGGUAUUGUGGUUGAAAUGAUUAAAUCAAAAAGUAUGGCUGGACGUGCUUUAUUGUUUGCUGGUGCCCCUGGUACGGGUAAAACGGCUAUUGCACUUGCUAUUGCUCAAGAAUUGGGCCCCAAAGUACCCUUCCGUCCCAUUGUGGGUUCAGAAGUGUAUUCUAGCGAAAUCAAAAAGACAGAAGUGCUUAUGGAGAACUUUAGAAGAUCGAUUGGUUUGCGUAUGAAGGAAACAAAGGAAGUCUAUGAAGGUGAAGUGACUGAAUUGACACCUGAAGAAACAGAGAAUCCAUUGGGUGGUUAUGGCAAGACAAUUUCACAUGUCAUUAUUGGACUCAAGACAGUCAAGGGCACAAAACAACUCAAGUUAGAUCCUAGUAUUUACGAAUCCAUUCAAAAAGAAAAAGUUACUGUAGGCGAUGUGAUCUAUAUUGAAGCCAAUACAGGUGCCUGCAAGAGAGUAGGUCGUUCAGAUGCUUAUGCGACAGAAUUUGAUUUAGAAGCAGAAGAAUAUGUUCCUUUACCCAAGGGAGAUGUUCAUAAAAAGAAAGAAGUGAUUCAAGAUGUCACCCUUCAUGAUUUAGAUGUCGCUAAUGCAAAGCCUGAAGGUGGACAAGAUAUUAUGUCUAUGAUGGGCCAGCUUUUGAAGCCUAAAAAGACAGAGAUCACUGAAAAACUUCGACAGGAAAUCAACAAAGUCGUCAACAAAUACAUUGAACAAGGCAUUGCAGAAUUGGUGCCUGGUGUUCUUUUCAUUGAUGAAGUGCAUAUGUUGGAUAUUGAGUGCUUUACUUAUUUAAAUAGAGCACUUGAAUCUCCUUUAUCACCCAUUGUUAUCUUUGCCACCAACAGAGGCAUGUGUACGAUUCGUGGUACAGAUGACAUUGUUUCUCCUCAUGGUAUUCCUGUUGAUUUAUUGGAUCGUCUUUUGAUUAUCCGUACACUUCCUUACACUGUAGACGAAAUCAAGGUUAUUAUCAGCAUCAGAGCAAAGAUUGAAGGAUUGACGAUAGAUGAUGAAGCUGUUGAACACAUUGCCAAUGCUGGUGUCAAUACUUCUUUAAGAUACGCUGUGCAAUUAUUGACACCUGCCAACAUUUUAUCUGAAAUCAAUGGUCAUUCUUCUAUCUCUUUGGACGAUGUUAAAGAAGUGGACGACUUGUUUUUUGAUUCAAAGAAAUCAGCCCAACAUUUAUUAGAACAAGAGUCUCAAUUCCUUAAUUAA